AUGGCAGCAACCGCCGCAAGAACAUCGUCGUCGCAACUUCUUCUCUCGAGCUCUCGCCACGUGGCGACCGCAUCGCAGCCGCGAAUCCUUUUCCCGAGAUCUCUGUUCUCCGGCGGGAAGCGAGCAGCCGGGAAAAAUCAUCAUGCAGGCGGUGGAGUGAGGUGUAUGGCGGUUGCGGCGGAUGCUGCUGCGGCGGCGGAGACGAAAACUCCGGCUAGAAAGAGGAGUGGGUACGAGCUUCAGACGUUGACGAGCUGGUUGCUGAGACAGGAGCAGAAAGGAGAGAUUGAUACAGAGCUGACGAUAGUGAUGUCGAGCAUAGCGAUGGCUUGUAAGCAGAUCGCUUCGCUGGUCCAGCGCGCCGGAAUCUCUAAUCUUACCGGAGUUCAAGGCGCCGUCAACAUUCAGGGAGAGGAUCAGAAGAAGCUUGACGUCGUCUCUAAUGAGGUGUUUUCCAACUGCUUGAGAUCAAGUGGAAGAACGGGAAUCAUAGCGUCGGAGGAAGAGGACGUGCCAGUGGCAGUGGAGGAGAGUUACUCCGGCAACUACAUAGUCGUCUUCGACCCUCUCGACGGUUCCUCCAACAUCGACGCUGCAGUCUCCACCGGUUCCAUCUUCGGUAUCUACAGCCCCAAUGACGAGUGUCUCGCCGACGACUCCGACGACAUCGCCGCUCUUGGGACAGCAGAAGAAAGGUGUAUAGUAAACGUGUGCCAGCCAGGGAACAACUUGCUAGCAGCAGGCUACUGUAUGUACUCGAGCUCUGUCAUCUUCGUUCUUACCUUAGGCAAAGGCGUUUUCGCCUUCACCCUCGACCCAAUGUACGGCGAGUUUGUCCUCACGCAAGAGAACAUCGAGAUCCCUAAAGCCGGCAAAAUCUACUCUUUCAACGAAGGUAACUACCAGAUGUGGGACGACAAUCUCAAGAAGUACAUCGAUGAUCUCAAGGACCCUGGUCCAAGUGGGAAGCCUUACUCUGCAAGGUACAUCGGGAGUUUGGUCGGAGAUUUUCACAGGACUUUGUUGUACGGUGGGAUUUACGGGUACCCUCGUGACGCCAAGAGCAAAAACGGAAAGCUUAGGCUUUUGUACGAGUGCGCACCCAUGAGUUUCAUCGUUGAACAAGCCGGAGGAAAAGGAUCUGAUGGUCACCAGAGAGUACUAGAUAUCCAACCAACCGAGAUACAUCAGAGGGUUCCACUUUACAUUGGAAGCACAGAUGAAGUGGAGAAGCUGGAGAAGUACUUGGCUUGA
Messenger RNA from Thlaspi arvense, 1254 nucleotides. The record is from the annotation of a GenBank genome assembly. NCBI's taxonomy places the organism in Eukaryota, Viridiplantae, Streptophyta, Magnoliopsida, Brassicales, Brassicaceae.